AUGUCUGAAGAAAAUUUUAUGGUCACACAGAAGCGCGAACAAGGUUCUUGGUCUUAUACGGAUUUUUUAAUUACAAACUGUGACAUUAUCGUAGUUUCACUACUAUAUUUGAAUAAUUAUACAAGUCUUAAUGGCACCUGGACCAAGCGAUUCCUGACGUCUGUAAGAGAGUUGUAUCCAGAGUUUGCUGACCAUAUAGAAAGGAAGGCAGAACAAGAACGCACACCUGAUUUUUAUCAAUUUUGGAAUGAUUUAAUGGAUGAACGAUUAAAAGUAAGGUUCGGAAACUAUACAAUAAAGAGACACUUCUUACGCUUGAAGACUCUGGAAAGUAUCACAGAAGGCAGCUACGCUCAUCUUACAGAAAGGAAGAAGCGUCUUCGAGCAAGCGUUCUAAUAGCACUUUUAUGUUCUAAUCAAAUUCCUCUCGCAGAGGCAAAGAAG
Dentiscutata erythropus is the source of this 444-nucleotide messenger RNA. The record is from the annotation of a GenBank genome assembly. Lineage: Eukaryota; Fungi; Glomeromycota; Glomeromycetes; Diversisporales; Gigasporaceae.